Messenger RNA from Penicillium manginii, 1335 nucleotides. RefSeq names its product SEC14 family lipid-binding protein. The transcript is spliced from 4 exons. Bases 1 to 1335 code for a protein of 444 amino acids. The record is from RefSeq and is a predicted model, not a curated record. Lineage: Eukaryota; Fungi; Ascomycota; Eurotiomycetes; Eurotiales; Aspergillaceae.
AUGUUCUGGCGGACCAAGUCCCACGACAGCCACGCGUCUGAGGACCCGGCCCUUGCGCGCACCGCAUCGGCUUCGAAGAAUGAUCCCGCCGCCUCCGCAGACCAGGCCUCCGGAACCGCAUGGCUUGCCGGACACUUGAACCAUUUGACUCCAGAGCAAGAGGAGAAGCUGUCUGAGUUUAAGAGCGUCUGCUCCGAGCGCGGAUAUUACACCGCGGCCGUGGAACAGAGCGAGGGCGUUGAGGCUAAAGAGCCCAGCCACGAUGAUGCGACUAUGCUGCGAUUCCUACGGGCUCGCAAGUUUGAGGUCGAAGGGGCGUGGGGUCAAUUCAAGGAUACUGAGGAUUGGCGCAAAGACAAUGCCAUUGAGUCGCUGUAUGCGAAUAUCGGCGUGGACUCGUACGAGGCUGCGCGUCGGAUGUACCCCCAAUGGACCGGUCGUCGCGAUCGCCGCGGAAUCCCCGUCUAUGUCUUCGAAAUCCGCCACCUCAAUAACAAAGAGAUGGCAGCUUAUAAUAAUACCAUGUCUACCGGUACCCCGGAGACUCACAAGUCGUCGACUAUCCCGGCGCGCCUGCUGAACCUAUUCGCCCUCUACGAGAACCUGCUUAACUUCGUCAUGCCUCUGUGCUCCGCGCUUCCGCGUCCUAACCCCGAGACUCCGAUCGUGACAUCUACCAAUAUCGUCGAUGUGAGUGGCGUGGGACUGAAGCAGUUCUGGAACCUGAAGAGCCAUAUGCAGGAUGCGAGCGUGUUGGCUACUGCUCACUACCCCGAGACUCUGGACCGUAUCUUCAUCAUUGGCGCGCCUGCUUUCUUCCCCACUGUCUGGGGUUGGAUCAAGCGCUGGUUCGACCCGGUCACCACCUCCAAGAUCUUCAUUCUGUCCGCGGCCGAAGUAAAGCCCACCCUCACUUCUUUCAUGGAGCCCUCCAGCAUCCCUAAGCAAUAUGGUGGCGAGCUGGAGUGGCAAUGGGGCGAAAUGCCUCACCUUGACGAGCCCGCUCAAGAACUGCUGAAGGGUCUGGAGCAAGAGCCCGCCGAGGGCCAGACAAGAAAGGGUCUUCUGAAGGGACCCGUUCUGUUCAAGGGCGAUGUGAUUGAAGUGCUGGGCACUGAGAAUGGUAAGGACCGUCGGUCCACUGUUCCGGUCCCUCAGUCCGAGCUGAAGCUCAACGGCCAGGCCGAGACUGAGACGGAAAAGCAGUCCUCGACCGAGACUGCGAACGAAGAUGCAGAGUCGAAGACUGCUCCUGCUGCUGAAAACGAGAAACCCAUCGAGAACUUGGCUGUCAAUGUCAGCGAGGAGGCCCAAACGACGAAUGUCGCUGUCUAG